AUGAUCGGCCGUUGGCUCUCAGAGCUUCCCAUGGAUGACCCGACUCGCAAGUCAACCUCCAGACCCAUGCUUCGCCGGUUCAUUCACCAUACCGAGCCAAUCAAAUUUAUCAAAUACAUUGGCCAUGGAGCCGAAGGUAGAGUCUACUUGAUUGAAGUUCUGGGGAGCCAAUACGCCUUGAAAAUUUUCUCAAACUGGACUUACACAUCGAACAUAUACCUCCGUGAGCGCCAGAAACCAUACACUUUCCCUUUCUCUCAUGAGUGCCGAGCCUUUGCCCGUCUAGACAGCCUUGACGAGAAUGGGACUUGGGCAGUCAAAUGCCAUGGCUGGAUAAAACUCUCUGAUGAACAAUUCAAACCCCUCCAAAGGUUCAGCGGGCUGUCGCGCUGGGCAAUUGUCAAAGACUAUAUCCCGAAUGAGGUUUCCAUUUCCGAUGUCCCUGAAAUCAGACGCAAAAUGACCAUUGCCCGCAAGGCCCUUCUUUACCCAAAAGACCUUCAACCAAGAAAUUUUCGCGGUUCUUUUCUUGUCGAUUUAGGCGCUGUGCGGACUUAUCCAUACCCCCCCCAGCGAUUUUGGUCCAAUACCCGACGACGAGAAUAUUUUGCCUGGUUUGACAAGGAUGCAAGUCAAUGGGAAGUGAGUGUCAGGGAUGGAAAGGUGAUUGAGGGCUGGUUGAAUCGAAUGAUAAAAGGCAAGCCUAGUCCAUGUGAGACAGCGGAAGCUGGCGAUGCAAAGCUGGACUGA
Messenger RNA from Uncinocarpus reesii 1704, 750 nucleotides. RefSeq lists its product as uncharacterized. The record is from RefSeq and is a predicted model, not a curated record. The coding region runs from base 1 to 750 and encodes 249 amino acids. The transcript is spliced from 2 exons. NCBI's taxonomy places the organism in Eukaryota, Fungi, Ascomycota, Eurotiomycetes, Onygenales, Onygenaceae.